Messenger RNA from Puccinia triticina, 756 nucleotides. RefSeq lists its product as uncharacterized. The transcript is spliced from 4 exons. Bases 1 to 756 code for a protein of 251 amino acids. The record is from RefSeq and is a predicted model, not a curated record. NCBI's taxonomy places the organism in Eukaryota, Fungi, Basidiomycota, Pucciniomycetes, Pucciniales, Pucciniaceae.
AUGCUCAAGAUCAUGAAACUUCCGACCUUGUCCAGAUAUACCUACAUCUUCGCAGCCCUCAACGUCAUCCUCCUCCUCACCGGCGUCCUCACCCUGCUCACCGUCCUCGGCUGGCGACACCUGCUCGAACAGCCAGUCAGUUCAAAUCCGGACAUCUACACCCGACUCACCGUCAACGACAUGGUCAUCUAUGGCGGCUUUAUCGGCUCAGCCUCAACCUUCUUGACCGUCGCCAUCUCGCUCUGGACAUUCGCCACCCGGCCCACCCGAGACAAUGCCCAGACGCUUCCGCUGCGGGCCUACAUGACCAGUCUGAUCACCACGCUGCUCAUCACCCUCAUGGCCGCCUCGCUCAUCUGGUUCUCCACCCUCAGGGAACGCACCCUCUUCACCCCCGUCUGGGACGCCCUCCCCCUCCCCCAGAAGAUCUUCAUCCAGAACGACCUCAGCUGCUGCGGCUGGUUCAACGCUACCCUCGCCGGCCGAUUCAACGACGACCUCAUGGUCGGCUUCUGCGAAGACCCCGAUAUCAUCAAACCCAACCCCGACCCCAACGUCGUCCUGGGCUGUGUCGAUAAAUUCGACAAGAAAGCUGACGAUAUCCUGAAUAAUACCUUCACCCUCAGUUACGGAUUCACCGGCAUCCAAUUCUUCUUGUUCGUCACUGCCGCUGCGCUGGCCAACCUACGAAUCCAGCAAAAACGGUUCAUGCGCAUCGAUUAUAAGCUGCGGCACGGAAAAGGUGCAUUCCUGUAA